ACCCUAACCCUUGCCCUCACACACACCCUCACACAAUCAAUCCAGAUGGUCAAAGUCAGUGUCGAUCAAAUCAGCUCUGCCAUGAAGGAGAGACAUAACAUUCGUAAUAUGUCGGUCAUUGCCCAUGUGGACCAUGGAAAGACCACACUCACGGAUUCUCUGAUCUCCCGUGCCGGUAUUAUUCCAGAGUACAAGUCUGGCGAUACCCGCUACAUGGACACCCGUGAGGACGAGAUCGCCCGAGGCAUCACGAUCAAAGCAUCCAGCGUCUCCCUGCAAUUCCAGGUGGCCGCCGGGGUGGAGCUGCCAGCCAACUCAUCGAGCUCGCAGUUUUUGAUCAACUUGAUCGAUUCGCCAGGCCACGUCGACUUCUCCAGUGAGGUCACUGCCGCCCUCCGUGUCACCGACGGCGCCUUGGUCGUCGUCGACACGGUCGAGGGCGUCUGCGUCCAGACCGAGUCCGUGCUUCGCCAGGCCAUCCUUGAGAGUGUCGUGCCCAUCCUGUUUGUCAACAAGAUGGACCGUCUGUUUUUGGAGCUCAAGAUGGAGCCGGAGGACGCGUACAUCAAGCUGCGCAGCACCAUCGAGAGCGUCAACGCGCUCGUCCAGGUUGCUGAGGGCUCUCCAUCGUGUGUCUACCUCCAGCCCCAAGCGGGUAAUGUCGGAUUCGGCAGUGGUUACCAGGGUUGGGGAUUCACAAUCGAAGCAUGGGCACGCAUCUACGAGGCCGCCCACGGAGUGUCUCGCACCAAGAUGAUCAACAACUUGUGGGGCGAUCGCUUUUACGACUCUGUCACCAAGAAGUGGAGCGACAAUCCCGUUUCUGAAGAUGGCCGAACCCUCGAGCGUGGUUUCUGCAAGUUCAUCUACACACCUCUGCGCGAUCUGAUCGUUGCCGUCAACGAUGGCGACCGUGCCAAGGUGGACGCCAAGCUCAAGGUGCUCAACAUCACUCUCCCAUCCAACGAGAUGGAGCUCACUGGUCGUGACCUGAUCCGAGCCAUCAUGAAGAAGUUCCUCCCCGCUGAUGAGUGCAUCCUCACGAUGGUCGUGCAACACCUUCCAUCUCCUGUUGUCGCUCAGCGCUACCGAGCUGAGCAGCUCUACACUGGCCCCCAGGAUGACGAAUGUGGUGUCGCGAUGGCCGAGUGUAACCCAGACGGACCGGUCAUGGUCUACAUCAGCAAGAUGAUACCCAACUCCAGUGGUCACUUCAUUGCCUUUGGUCGUGUGUUCUCUGGCACAGUCACUCCAGGCAUGACCAUCCGCAUCCUGCAACCCGAGUACGACCCAGUCACCAAGCCCACUCUGGUCUCCAGCAAGCGUAUCACCAAUGUCGUGCUUAUGAUGGGUCGUCGUCAGGACACCGUCGAAGCCUGCCCUGCUGGCAACAUCAUUGGAUUCACUGGCAUUGACUCUUACCUCGUCAAGACUGGUACUCUCACCACCUCAGCUGUGGCGCACUCCAUUGCUCCAAUGAAGUUCUCUGUGUCACCAGUUGUUCGUGUGGCCGUCUUCCCCAAGGACGCAUCUCAGCUGCCCAGACUCAUCGAGGGCAUCAAGCGUCUGAUCAAGACUGACCCAGCCAUCCAGCACUUCAAGUCAGGUUCGGAGAAUGUCAUCGCCGCCGUCGGCGAGCUCCAGCUCGAGAUCUGUCUCAAGGACCUCCAAGAGAUCGCUGGAUGCGAGAUCAUCUCCUCGCAGCCCGUGGUCAGCUACCGCGAGACUGUCACAUUCGAGUCCCAGGUCUGCCUAUCCAAGAGUGCCAACAAGCACAACAGACUCUACAUCAAGUGUGCCCCACUCAACCCAACUCUGGCCAACGACAUUGACUCCAAGACCAUUGAUCCAAUGUCGAACGACAUCCCCCACCGUGUCCAACAGUUUGCUCAAUACGACUGGGCUCCCGCCGACACCCGUUCCAUCUGGGCGUUCGGUCCAGAUGGCAAUGGUGCCAACGUCUUUGUCAACCAAACCACUGGCGCGCAGUACCUCAACGAAGCUCGCGAUCUGAUCGUCGACGGAUUUGGCGAAGCCACAUCCACCGGUGUGCUCUGUGGCGAGGAACUAAGAGGCGUCCACUUCAGUCUGAUGGAUGUCACACUCAUUGCCGAUGGUGCCCAUCGUCGUGCCGGCCAACUGACACCCGCCGCUCGUCGUGCCUUCUACGCCGCCCAGCUCUGUGGUGCACCUCGUCUUGUCGAGCCCAUGUACCUGGCUGAAGUAGUCGUGCCCAACAGGAUGAUGAGCGUUGUCAACCGUUGCAUUGCCUCCCGUCGCGGUCUCCUGGUCUCUGCCGAGGAGAAGUCUGGCAUGAAUGGCAUCUAUGUCAUCCGUGCCCAUCUGCCUGUCGCCCAAUCAUUCGGCUUCCUCAACCUGCUCAAGACCGAGACCAGUGGCCAAGCCUUCCUUCAGAUGACCUUUGAUCACUGGGCACUGCUCGACCAAGAUCCACUCGAUCCCAAGACUGAUGCCUACAGAAUCGUCAGGGAGAUCAGAGCCAGAAAAGGACUUCCUGUUGAUGUACCGCCCCUCACUGAGUACCUCGACCGUCUCUAA
Molecule: messenger RNA, 2559 nt
Organism: Acytostelium subglobosum LB1
Lineage: Eukaryota; Evosea; Eumycetozoa; Acytosteliales; Acytosteliaceae
Exons: 1
Biological process (GO): translational elongation
Cellular component (GO): cytosol; ribonucleoprotein complex
Molecular function (GO): GTP binding; ribosome binding; GTPase activity
Source: RefSeq, a predicted model, not a curated record